AUGGAUAAUGUCGGACAACAAUCAUCUGCUUCCACCUCUUCCACACCCUCUGCCGCUUCACAACCCACGAGCGUUGGUGCUGAUCUAACUUACGUUCCAUACUCUUCCGAAUUGCAGCUACCUAGAAUCAUGAGCUUGAUCGAAAAUGAUUUAUCUGAACCUUACUCCAUAUACACGUAUCGUUAUUUUAUAAACAACUGGCCUAAUUUAUGUUUUAUGGCAAUGGAUCAGGACGAGUGCAUUGGUGUGAUAAUCUGUAAGUUGGAUCAACAUCGAGAGGCUUUACGUGGUUAUAUUGCCAUGUUGGCUGUAAAAAAGGAGUAUCGAAAGAGGAAGAUCGGAUCUACGUUGGUGAGGAUGUCUAUUAAUGCUAUGAUAAAACAAGACGCCGAUGAGGUAACGACGACAGCGAUUUCAAAUGUUCAAUUAGAUAAACGAUUGUAUAGAUAUUAUCUUAAUGGCGUGGAUGCAUUUCGUUUGAAAUUAUUUUGCAAAGGUGGCGAACAAGUCGUUAAAGAGGAAUCCCCAAUUGUGGUACAUGCAGACACAACAGAAUUUACAGAAGAAAGCAAAACAAAUGUUGAGAAGGUUAGUAGCAGCAGUAUAGAAAGUCAACCACAGGCGCAACCACAAUCACAAAAGCAACAACAAUCACCUCAAACUACAAAUGAUGAUUCUGUAAAUAAUUUACCUUCCAACACUUUGCCUUCUUCAACAAUUGUACCUAAUAACAAUACUGGACUUGUCGAGUAUAUCUGUCAUCCGACUGGCGAAUGUGAGCCUUGUGAAGUACUCGAAUCGAAAACCGAAAAGUACUGUGAUGAAUAUGGUAAUAAAGAACCUGUAGAGUGUCGUUAUGUACCUGAUGAUCAAUCAUCCGGAAAUGUCUCUUAUCCAAAUCGAGGUCCCCUACCGGAGUUUCGGGCUUGUAAAAGAGUUAAAAGAUUUGAGAGAACAAAAUACUUUGAAUUCCAGUUUAUCAAUUUCAUUGUCGCGGUUACGUCAUGUUCAAUAUUAAUAUGGAGGAGGAGAAAACUUGCAGAAGAUGGAUAUAGAAGGCUGGCGAGAAGAAUAAGGGGCAACACUUUAUGA
This is a messenger RNA of Funneliformis caledonium, 1092 nucleotides long. NCBI's taxonomy places the organism in Eukaryota, Fungi, Glomeromycota, Glomeromycetes, Glomerales, Glomeraceae. The record is from the annotation of a GenBank genome assembly.